CCACUAGUAGUAGCUAGUAUGAACCAUACUUGUGAAUCAAAAAUUUGCAAUGGUGUUUGAGGAAGAAGUAGUAUCAGAGCCAGCGAGUCCUAGCUCACAGUACCUCAACAGCUCGGUGUUAUCGCUCUAUAUCAUUGCCGUUUUGGAAUUCGAAAUCCCCAUUUUUGACGACUCGCUAACUAUGUCACUGCUUAAGGAUGUCUUCUUACCAAUUAACCCGCGCUUUUCCUCGAUCAUGGUUGGAGAGAAAAAUGGGGCAAAGAAAUGGAGAAGAGUGGAAGUGAAUUUACAAGACCAUGUUAAAGUCCCCAUUUUCCCACCUGCAACGUCACCUGAAUCUUAUGAUGAGUACCUUGAUGACUAUCUAUCAGAGAUAACCAUGGAUCAACUUCCACAGAGCAGGCCAUUGUGGGAAAUUCAUAUAAUUAAGUACCCCACAAGCAAUGCAGCUGGAAAUAUUAUUUUCAAGCUUCACCAUGCACUUGGAGAUGGCUUUUCUCUGAUGGGUGCUCUCCUUUCUUGUCUACAAAGAGCUGAUGAUCCUUCUCUUCCUUUAACAUUCCCUUCCCGCCAAUCGAACACGAAAUUAGAGGGUGACUGCGACAACAUUUUCUGGCGACUGCCACGGAUAUUCUCCGGGGUCAUCAACACGGUCUUUGAUUUUGGAUGGAGUAUUCUGAAGAGUAGUUUGGUGGAAGAUGAUCGGACACCGAUCCGGUCUGGUGGUGAUGGAAUGGAGUUCAAGCCAAUCGUUAUAACUACGAUGACAUUUUCUCUUGAUCGCAUCAAACAAAUUAAGGCCAAUCUUAAAGUGACGAUAAAUGAUGUGCUUGUGGGGAUAAUAUUUUAUGGAACUCGGUUAUAUAUGCAAACAACAAGCCAAGAUGAGGUGAGCAAUUCACAAUCAACAGCACUAGUGUUGCUCAACACUAGAGCAAUUGGUGGAUACAAGUCUGUUGAUGAGAUGGUGAGAACUGAUACUGACAAAACAUGGGGUAACCAAUUCGCAUUCUUGCAAGUGCCCAUUCCCACCCUAGCCAAUUCUGAGCAACCAGACCCUCUCAAUUUUGUCUUGACUGCACAUCAAUUAAUCAAGAGGAAAAGAAACUCUGCAGCGGUUCAUCUCAUCGGUAGACUCCUAGAGACACUCCGAAAACUCAAAGGCCCUGAGGCAACGGCCGGAUAUAUUCAUAGCACACUAAGGAACUCCAGCAUGGGAAUCUCAAAUUUGAUUGGCCCCGUGGAGCGAAUGGCUUUGGCUAAUCAUCCCAUUAAAGGCCUUUAUUUCAAUGUGGCUGGUGCUCCACAGAGUCUUUCGGUAACAAUAUUGAGUUAUACGGGAACGCUGAGAGUUUCCAUCGGGAUGGAGAAGGGCUUCAUGGAUCCACAGAAGUUCAAGUCAUGCAUUGAAAACGCCUUUGAGAUGAUGUUCAAAGCCGCAGUUCCAUGUGCUUCACCAGCAAAUUAA
This is a messenger RNA of Cornus florida, 1468 nucleotides long. RefSeq names its product wax ester synthase/diacylglycerol acyltransferase 7-like. Lineage: Eukaryota; Viridiplantae; Streptophyta; Magnoliopsida; Cornales; Cornaceae. Bases 50 to 1468 code for a protein of 472 amino acids. Gene Ontology annotation, biological process: triglyceride biosynthetic process. The record is from RefSeq and is a predicted model, not a curated record. Gene Ontology annotation, cellular component: plasma membrane. Gene Ontology annotation, molecular function: diacylglycerol O-acyltransferase activity; long-chain-alcohol O-fatty-acyltransferase activity. The transcript is spliced from 5 exons.